AUGACGACUUUGUCCAAUCUAGAGACAUACACUGUUUCGCUCCCUAACGAUCUUCCACAGACUUUCCAAGACGCUUUGAAAGUGGCCCGGGCGUUGGAAAUCCCCUUCAUAUGGAUUGACUCGUUAUGUAUUGUCCAGGAUUCUCCAGAGGACUGGAAGCAUGAAGCCUCGCUGAUGGCUCAAGUAUAUGCCAACGCCUAUGUUACCAUUUUUGCCGAUGCCGCACCAGACAGUACAUCCGGCUUUCUGUCGCCACCAUCUCGAAAGGCUCCAAAAAGAUCUGUUUGCGAAUGCGAAUGCUCAGUCACUUCUCUGAGGACUCUCCGCACCACCAGCGUGAUGAAGCAUUUUCUUCAUCCACAGGAUUCCGAUGUUUCUUCGGCUGAGGCGAAUUGGAGAACUGAAAUCGUGCCGGCAUACACUGAGCUGGACCUUACCUUUGCGACUGAUCGACUCCCCGCCAUUCAAGGCCUUGCUAACGCUGCUCAAAGACUCAGAAGUAAUGACGAGUACAUUUCUGGUCUUUGGCGACAAACAAUGAAGGCCGACCUUUUGUGGCAUAAAAAUGCAGGCGAUGGUAAUAGCCACAGGAUCAAGGAUGGGGGUGCUCCCACUUGGUCGUGGGCAUCUGUCACCGGUCCAAUUUACUAUUCGGACAGAAUCACACCUAGUGACUCGAAUUUGCAGAUUCUGGACAUCGUAGCCAGCGAGGAGAAACCCCCGGGGCUUGUUAUCCGCGGCCAUCUCGUCAAUGUGAAACUUGAUGAUCCUUACAGCGACACUGUGUCUCUUGGCCCCGAUGACGAUUUAAGAGUGGAAUGGGAUUGUGGCGGGGGUCGAACCAAGUCAAACAAAAUAUCCCGAUAUUUCUUAGUUUUUGAGGCAGAUGAUGGAGGGCCAUUUGGCCUAUUACUCAACCUCGACCGAGACGAUCCAUCUAGGCAGCAAUUUCGAAGAGUCGGAUAUGUCCACGGGCAUAGCAUCUCGAAGUGGCGUCGCUCAUGGGGUAGUGGUGGUUGGGCGUCUAGUCCGAGCGAGGCGUCUGACACCUCUGGUGGAAUUUGGGAGGAUGCUGGUAAGGAGGGGGCGAGAGAGUGGGUUGAUGGGAUAUUUAAGGGCGAGCCUGUAACCUUCAGAUUGAUCUAG
Messenger RNA from Fusarium tjaetaba, 1146 nucleotides. Its product is annotated as het domain protein. The record is from RefSeq and is a predicted model, not a curated record. The coding region runs from base 1 to 1146 and encodes 381 amino acids. The transcript is spliced from 2 exons. NCBI's taxonomy places the organism in Eukaryota, Fungi, Ascomycota, Sordariomycetes, Hypocreales, Nectriaceae.